Patella vulgata (common limpet) is the source of this 2281-nucleotide messenger RNA. RefSeq lists its product as uncharacterized. The transcript has a single exon. The coding region runs from base 710 to 2281 and encodes 523 amino acids. Gene Ontology annotation, biological process: protein deubiquitination. The record is from RefSeq and is a predicted model, not a curated record. Gene Ontology annotation, molecular function: cysteine-type deubiquitinase activity. NCBI's taxonomy places the organism in Eukaryota, Metazoa, Mollusca, Gastropoda, Patellidae.
UUGCAAAAAAUAAUAAAGUUAAGAGUGAUAUGACAGCAAAAGAAUUAUCAGGUACCAAUGGUGAAAAUACAGCAGAAAAAUGUUUACAGACUAUGAGGUAAUGAAACUUCAGGUAGGAAGGAAAUAGUAAGUCCAAGGUAAAUAAUUAUAAAUAUGUUUAUGGUAGUUUUCAUCAGGCAGAUGUAAGAUUUGGUGUAUUUAGUGGCACACAAUGUACUGGAAAUUCUUUAGUUGCUGUUUUAUUUUCUUGUAUUAAAUCUGUUCAUAUCUGGAAUACAAAUGACUUGGAUAAGAUUUUAAUAGCUGGUAAUGAAUUGUAUAGUUUUUUGCAAUCUUCUUCAUCAAUGCAUAAUAGGUAUAUUUUGAUAUCUGAAUUGCCUAGAAGUCUUAUUGUGUUUGAAAAACUGUUUAAUAUAGAUAUUCAGCUGGAUUCUGUAGUAGGACUGGUGCGAACUGGAGACAGUACUUUUGAAUAUAAUGAAAUAUCUAUGACAUUGUAUGAAGCUUUGCAGACAUGUCUUUUACAAUAUGAGUCAUGCUUUAUAACUUUUGGUGGUAAUACUUUUGUAAUCAUGAAAAGAAAUGAAAUGUAUUAUAUAGCCAUUCCAUAAAUUCAGUGGGUCUAUUAACUACAGAUGGAACAUCAGUGCUGAUUGAAUAUAAAGGUAUUAUAGAUGUUUAUACACACUGCUGUAAUUUAGCUAAAUCAAUGGAAAUCGGUAUGAAUACACGGUUUGAAGUAACAGGUAUAAAUGUCAUUAAUGAUGCCAUACAUGAACAUGAUGAAUUAUCAAUUAAUGAAAAUAGUAGUGAAAUUUGCAGUGAUAAAGUCUUAAAUGAAAUAGGUGGUGAUGUAUUUUUAUCUCAUGUUGAAACAAGCAAUUUUUUCUUUCAUACAUUGGGUUUAGAUGAGCAAAUCAGAAUAUGUACACAACUUAAUAUUGUAAAUAGACUUGACAGUAAUUAUAGUAAUCGAAAUAGAUGCCCAAUCAAUCAACCAUCACAAAUUAAAAGUAUAACUGGAGAUGGUAAUUGUUAUUUUAGAUCAGUAUCAUAUGCAAUAUCUGGCACAGAAGUGAAUCAUAGAAUUGUCAGGUUAGCUGUUGUUAAUCAUUUAAAAAACAAUGCAGCUAUUUUUACUCCAUAUCUUAGAGCUGGCUUUUUGUCUGUUGAUGACUAUUUAAAAAGAUCCAGAAUGAGAUAUUUAGGGUCAUGGGCUACAGAACUUGAAAUAUAUGUUUGUGCUGAUUUAUUACAAGUAGAUAUAUAUACCUAUAGUAGUAAUAGGUGGCUGAAAUUUUCUAAAUUACAGAUAUUGGAUAAUGGGUCAAAUAGUAUUGAGGGAAUUUAUAUUAACCAUGCCAAUCAGGUUCACUAUGAAGUAGUACUGAAUGUUGCAUCGUCUAAUAGAAGUAAUGAUAAUGAUGUACAGUCGCAAGGUAAAAGUUUUGAUAAAGAUAUUGAUCAUGAUAAUGACAUCCCUAUAAAACCAGAUGAAACAGAAUUAAAAGUCUCUACAAAACAAAAGUGUAGAAAACGUAAGCGAAGGGGAAACAAUUGGAAUUCUAGAAAGAAAUACACAUAUAUGACACAACUUGAUACUGACAAAAUAAUGGACAAACAGAAAUCUGAAUAUGAUAGAUAUUGGACAUUUAUAAGAAAAGAACAUUCUGUCAGAUCAGGUGUAAUGUAUAGAGGGAAUAGAACAAAUAGAAGGCGAUUUAAAUACAAAUAUAAUACAGAUUAUAAAUUUAAGCAAAUUUGUAAGUCAAGAAGGAAUAUGAACUAUAGAUUAAAGAAUGAAUAUGAUAAUAUUUGUGAUAAAUUGAAUCAUAAAUACAAAUUCAGUCAAAUAUUCAAAGAUAAUUUAAUCAAGAAGAACAAAGAAAGGUAUAGGUUAAAUAAUGAUUACAGAGAGAAAUUGAAGAAAUAUGGAAUUAUGAAAUAUAAAUCUAAUAGUAUGUAUCGAGACCACCUUAAAUCUAUUAGUAGUGAGAAAUACAAAACAAAUACAGAAUUUCAGGUACAUGUUAAAGCUCAAAGUAAAUGCAAAUAUGAAACAAAUGAAGAAUUUAAGUCAUAUGUUAAAGAACAAAGUAAAUAUAAAUAUGAAACAAAUGAAGAAUUUAAUACAACCGUAAAAGAACAAAGUAAAUACAAUUAUAAGACAAACAAACAAUUUCAGUCUCAUGUUAACUCCAGAAGUCAAAUUAAGUAUAGAUCUGAUAAAAACCAUAGAGAUGUUAUCAAAAAACAAAACAAAGAAAGGAAAGAAAAAUAG